Molecule: messenger RNA, 1827 nt
Organism: Rubroshorea leprosula
Lineage: Eukaryota; Viridiplantae; Streptophyta; Magnoliopsida; Malvales; Dipterocarpaceae
Source: the annotation of a GenBank genome assembly
GAAUUUAUAGAGGUUCGGUCCAACCACUUGGAGCCUAGUCCUCUACCUUGGCUUCACUCACCAAGGAUUUCCUCCACACUCUUCACUAAGAAAGACAAGGGUGGCUUAAAGGAGCCACUCAAUCCUUUUACAACAAGAUGAGUAUUUCUCUCAUACCUCACCCCUUUACAAUGUAAACCCCACAAAUCCUCUCAAUAGAUCACUCUUGAAGGAAUUAACCCACCCCCAAGAUCACUCACUAAAAGCACAAGAAGAGGAUUACAAGCAAUGAUCACUCAAAGAUCAAAAACUCAAGUUAAAGCUCAAGUAGGUAGGACACAAAGCUCGAGUUGCAGGAUUGUUAGGGAGCCGGCUCUGUACAGCAGGCUUUGCGGGAUUCCUGCACAUUCUGUUUUCCUCGAGAGCCGGUUCUUCUCGAAGAUAGCACACUUCAUUCCAUGUCAUAAAACUGACAAUGCAACCAAUAUUGCGGAUCUAUUCUUCAAGGACGUUGUUCGUUUACAUGGCAUUCCAAGGACCAUCGUUUCUGAUCGCGAUGUCAAGUUCUUGAGUUACUUUUGGAAGACAUUGUGGGGAAAACUGGGAACUAACCUACUGUUUUCGACUACUUGUCAUCCACAAACUGAUGGACAAACAGAAGUGGUUACUAGGACAUUGUUAACCUUAUUGCAUUCUAUUAUUCAGAAGAACUUGAAAAACUGGGAAGAGUGUUUGCCGCACAUUGAAUUUGCUUAUAAUCGGAGCGUCCAUUCAGCAACUAACUGUUCACCAUUUGCAGUUUUGUAUGGUUUUAAUCCACUUACUCCUUUAGAUUUAUUGCCUUUACCUAUUGAUGAACAAGCUAGUUUGGAUGGGAAGAAGAAAGCUGAAGCGGUUAAGCAACUGCAUGAGAGGGUGCGACAAAACAUAGAGCAACGAACUGAGCAGUAUGCAAAACAAGCCAACAAAGGACGCAAGAAAGUUGUAUUUGAACCUGGAGAUUGGGUUUGGGUGCAUAUGCGCAAGGAGCAAUUCCUUGCACAAAGGCAUUCUAAGCUAUAACCAAGAGGCGAUGGACCAUUUCAAGUGAUUGCGAGGAUUAAUGACAACGCAUACAAGUUGAAGCUUCCUGAUGAGUAUAAUGUUAGUGCUACUUUUAAUGUUUCUGAUCUUUCUCCUUUUGAUGUAGCUUGUUUUGUCUCUGAUGUGGUCAUGUUUCUGUAAUCCUGCUAGUGGGGGUUAAACGCUAGCACAUGUCGGCACAUGUCGAUAUGUUAUUGAUAGAACCGAUUCGCUUCUGUAAUCCUACUAGUGGGGGUUAAACACUAGUAAUUCAUGUAGCCUGCCAGUGGGAGGUUUAAACACUGGCCAUGACCUAUAGAGGAGACGUCUAUUUCGUUCCCGUACUGUAUCCGUUUUUCAUGAUUGCACUUGUUGGCAUGCUAUAAGUUUAAUAAAGGGCACUCCAUAUUUUAUUUACUGAGUUAUCUCAUAGUUUUUCCUUGUCUACCAUUUUAGGAAGUGAAAUCGAGGAUGGGGAAACCACGGGAAGUGACGAGUUAGAAGGCUAGCCAUUUCGAGAUUGAUAUAGGUUUUAGAAAUAAAUUAUGAUCUGUAAACCAGAGUGUAUUUGGAGAUUUUAUGAUAUCAGAUGGAAGAUGGGCAACCCUCUACUUGUAAGAGAUUCAAGGCUAUUUUAGCAAAUGUUGUGUGUUUUCUAGAUGUGUUUUAGGAGCUGGAUAACUUGGAAGUGAAACCGAGGAUGGGGAAACCACAGGAAGUGACGAGUUAGAAGGCUAGCCAUUUCGAGAUUGAUAUAGGUUUUAGAAAUAAAUUAUGAUCUGUAAA